Harmonia axyridis is the source of this 576-nucleotide messenger RNA. RefSeq lists its product as uncharacterized. Lineage: Eukaryota; Metazoa; Arthropoda; Insecta; Coleoptera; Coccinellidae. The transcript has a single exon. The coding region runs from base 1 to 576 and encodes 191 amino acids. The record is from RefSeq and is a predicted model, not a curated record.
AUGUAUGAAUCAGCACUUUUUAUAAGGGGGCACUUGAGAAAAACCGCAGGCGCAGGAACUUUGAAGCUGGUGAAUAAUUAUGGCGCUUUUCUUUUUGACUCAAUAACCUACGAAUUAUGUGGUACAGAAGUGGAAACUGUUAAAGAUCCAGGACUUGUAUCACUAAUAAGAGGAUUUUUGUGCUAUGAGAAAGGGGAUAAAAGUGAAUUAAAUGAAGCUGGAUGGAAUUUUCUUGAUGAACCAUUGCAAAAUGAUGAUGGUACAUUUGCUAUACGUAUGCCCCUCAAACAUUUGCUCAACGUGUUUAAUGAUUACCCGAAAGCAAUGUGUGGAAAACAGGUGAUUCGGUUAAUUAGAGCUCGUAACGAUAGCAAUUGCAUGAUAAUCACAGCAGGAACAGGUGAGCAGAAUGGAGUGACAAAGGGGCAAAUUACAAUCAGCGAUAUAGAGCUGAGAGUUAAACAUGUGCAUCCAAAUGAUGAGAUUAAACUCAAUCUACUAUCCAUGAUAAAAAGCGAUAAACCUAUCUUACUUCCAUUCAGGAAAUGGGAAGUCCAUUGUGGCGGCUUCUCAUAA